Molecule: messenger RNA, 3377 nt
Organism: Tetranychus urticae (two-spotted spider mite)
Lineage: Eukaryota; Metazoa; Arthropoda; Arachnida; Trombidiformes; Tetranychidae
Source: RefSeq, a predicted model, not a curated record
AAACAGUUUUUACGAAAAAAAGAAAAGGAAAAGUGAUUAUUUUUUUUCUUGAGAGAUUUAAAUUGAAACUGAAAAAUAAAGUUGAGGUAAAAGGUAUUACAUGUAAGAUGCUAUUUAUCUGACUGUAUUUAAUACACUGUGACAAACCACAUGGUUAACAUUGUUCAUUGUGACCCCACAUGGAAUUCAAUUUGAUGGUUAUAACUCUUGCAAGUUGUUUAUUUGCUUUCUUACACUAUUAUUGUCAUGAUAGUCAUCCUUUACAUGUAAUAGUUGAUUGCUGUUAUAAGAUGUUCAAAUUGAACAAGAAUAAUGAUUCAUAGAGAAGACGAGAAAGAAUUGUUAAGAAGAAGAAGAAAAAACAAGUUUAAAUCACAAGAAUAACUGGCAAGAUGAAAGAUGAAGAUAAAAGUGAAGAUGAGAAAAGAUUAGUUUCCAUUCUUGUUAAGGUAAAGGAGAAGCCAUUAAAACAAAAUGUUAGUGUUGAUUUUACAGUUUGUUUUUUGGGUUGCAAAGAGUUGUAAAGGUUUCCAAUGUAAAAAUUGUUGGUUGGAAAAAGAAACGUUCAAUUGUUUCCCUUUUCAACUUUUCAUGUUUAAUCAGGAAAAAAUGAACUCGACUCGAGUCGAGAUAGUUACCAAUGGAACCAAUGGUUAAAGAUUUUUUCAAAAAAAAUUCUUCUUUGGCAACAUUUUUGCCGAUCAAAUUCAAAGUUUGUCUGGUUUUCACUGAAACCAUUGUUUCAAACAGAAUCAGUGGAAAGUGACAUUAAUUCACCUUCUUCUCAAUCUUGUAAAUGAUUGAUGAAGAGUGAUUAACUUUUUGUUUAAGGAAAAAUUUCAAUUCCUUUAAGGCUCAUGAUAUUUCUGGCUAACAAUUCACCACAAACUUGAUUUACACACUUUGUGAUGGUUGACUUUUCUUGCUUUAAAAGACCUUUUCUUUGGCUUCGCCAAGGCAACAUUUUCAACAUUUUUUUCCCUUCGAUUAAAUAUAAAUCAAAAAUUAAUCGUCAACUUUUCAAGUAGAUAUUUCAUUACAUGGUAAAACUAUUUCCAUUGUGAUUCUUGUCAUGAGGAAAGCAACAUGAAAAGAAGUUUAUCUUCAAAAUUUGUUAACUGUUACUUGAGCUUUUCUUUGUUCAAAACACAUUGUUUUGUCCUUUUUUCUUCAUCUUAUUGUGAAGAUGAUUUUUCUUGUGAAAUCUGUAUUUUCUGUUAAAAUUUUUGAUCAAUUUUCAAUUUAAUUUUGAUUAAUUCAUAAUAAAUAGAGAUGAAAAGGAUGGUUAAAAGGCGCAGAAUCUUUUGCCUGAAUGGAUGACUGAGUUGAGUUGAACUGGGAGUGAGAAGUUGGGAGUGAAAAAAGAGUUAUCCUUUCAAAGUCAAACUUUUUUUCGCUCUUCUUCUUUUUCUUGUUUCACUUCUUUGUUGAUCAUCAUCAACACACAAACACAGUUAACUAAAUCAUUCUCAUGUCUUUAGCAGAAGUUUUUCAACUCUAACCAACAAUUUCUCAUAAAAAGUGACUCUUUUUUUUACUCUUGCAAUCAUGAUUUGACCAGAAGGUUGAGAAAGGACGAAAGAGUGAAAGAGAGAAAACAUUUUCUUUCCUUUUCAUCAUUCACCAACUUAUCAUUUUACUACCUUUAGAUACUGAAUUUCUUUCUCAUCGUCAAAGUCAUCUUCUCUUCUUCUCUUUCUCUUCCACUUUCCCUUUUUCCCUCUGUAAAGUUAUACUCAGCUCAUGUCAAGAAUCCAAGAAGUUAUUUCAGUUGACAUUGAUCAAGCUAAAACAAACACCUAAACUUUGAAACAGAAGCAAAGAGAGAGAGAACAAGAAAAAAAAGACGAAAAGGAAAAUCAAGACUGAUUUUCCAUGAAAAUAACUAGAAAAGAAGAAGAAGACGAAAAAGAAAAGGAAUGAAAAUGAAGAGAAUGUGAUAUUUUCCCUUGCUUUUACCCUUAAAUCUCUUUAUUUUUGUCCCUCUUUCCGUGAUAGAAAAAAAACCUUCCAAAAAACUUGAAAAAUUUUUCAUUUCCAUUCAACUUUCAUAGGAUUGCAAGUCUAGAGUUUCAAUAUAAAUAGAGAAAAAGAAAAAAAGAAAAUCGUUUUUCCAGUGAAUUUGCUUGCCCAUCAUCUUAACUCUCUUUUACAAUAAUUCAGAAAUGAAAAGUUAAUUAUUGUAAUUGUUACCUGGAACGAGAAGGAGAAAAAAACAUUACAAGAUGGAAUAACAAGAGAAGAAAAGAUGUAAUUCAUUGAAAAACUUUUCGUUUCCUCCCUGUUAACCAGAAUAACAGUCUUUUCCUUCAAUUAUUAAAGUAAGAAGAGAGGAUAUUCAAUCAUCAUUACCAUCACUUUCAUCUUUAUCUUCACCUUUGUUACACCAGUUUAUUUCAAGAGCGUAAAGUUGAUGUUAGGUAAACUUGGAUAAAUGAAUUUACCAGUGAAAAGUUAUGUACACCAACGUUGAUCCAACAAGUGACUUAUCAUCAUCACCAUCACCAACAACAAUAUCAUAUCCAGUGUCAACCUCAUUUCACUCAUCAUUACUGUUUAAUCCAAAUGUGUCAACAGAAGUGCGCCUUCAUCAAUCUUCAUCAGCCUCAUUUAUAUCACCAUCAUCAUCAUUCUCAUCAUCACCAUUUACCAUUGCCAUCUCCUCGGCUCUUGGAGUGCUCAUCUUUUGUACCAUCUUGGGAAACAUUUUUGUCAUCUAUGCCAUCCUUUUUGAUCGCAUCUUGCGCCGAGUGGGCAACUAUCUUGUCCUCUCCCUGGCCAUUGCAGACUUUAUGGUUGCUUGUACAGUGAUGCCCAUCAGUGCUUUUUACGAGGUAACCGGUGAAUGGACUUUUGGCUCGUUUCUCUGUGAAAUUUGGAUCUCGGCCGAUGUCCUUUGUUGCACUGCCUCUAUCCUUCAUCUUCUUGCCAUCGCCUUGGACCGUUACUGGGCAGUAACCCGAGUAAAUCACAUCAAGGAACGAGACCUUUCCCUGGUUGGUAAAAUGAUUACCGCUGUUUGGACAGUUUCCCUUCUAGUCUCGUUAGCACCAGUCUUGGGCUGGAAAGAUCCACACUUUUUAAAGCGUCUAGAGGAGGAAAAGACUUGCCUCAUAUCACAAGACAUUGCAUAUCAAAUUUUUGCCACCGUUUCAAGUUUCUAUGCUCCUUUGGUAGUCAUUUUAUUUCUUUACUGGAAAAUCUAUAAGGUAAAGAUUGACAUUUUUCGUUUAAUGAUAACAUCAAUAAUUAUAUCAACAUCCAUCAUUUUCAAUUCAAACAGCAAUCAUAAAUAUAAUUCAAUCUGUUUUUUUUGCCUUCUCUCUGAUAUUCCCUUUGAACUUACCUUUUACUGCAUCUCAAAAUACCAAUUAUAA